Staurois parvus is the source of this 286-nucleotide messenger RNA. Lineage: Eukaryota; Metazoa; Chordata; Amphibia; Anura; Ranidae. The record is from the annotation of a GenBank genome assembly.
CAUCAUUGGUAUCAGUGGGGAGGAAUAGUGCCCCAUCAUUGGUAUCAGUGGGGGGGAAUAGGAAUAGUGCCCCAUCAUUGGUGUCAGUGGGAGGAAUGGUGCCCCAUCAUUGGUGUCAGUGAGGGGUGGAAUAGUGCCCCAUCAUUGGUGUCAGUGGGGGGUGGAAUAGUGCCCCAUCGUUCCAGGUGUCAGUGGGGGGGGGAAUAGUGCCCCAUCGUUGGUGUCAGUGGGGGGGAGAGAAUAGUGCCCCAUCGUUGGUGGUGUCGUGGGAGGAAUAGUGCCCCAU